Messenger RNA from Coniophora puteana RWD-64-598 SS2, 2749 nucleotides. RefSeq lists its product as uncharacterized. The annotation marks the transcript as partial. The record is from RefSeq and is a predicted model, not a curated record. The transcript is spliced from 4 exons. Lineage: Eukaryota; Fungi; Basidiomycota; Agaricomycetes; Boletales; Coniophoraceae.
GGACCAGGCUCUUGUCUCACCAACACAUCGCAUACAUACGACCAACACCGUAGAGACACGACCGGGUCCUCUCACUUCCUUCUAGUCUCGGAUCGCUGCACCUGCACGCACCGCACUAGCAGCACGACAGCCCCUUUCGCAUCGGAUUCCUCAAAAGAGCCCCUUGCGCACCAGCAAUUCCUCGCAAGUUACAAGUAUUGCUAUACUUGCCGUCAACAGACUCACACCACCAUCACUCGCUGCUGGCCUGAUCCCACGUGCACGACCUGAUAGAUGGCAGCAGGAAAAACAAAGACGAGGCAAGCAGCGCGUGCGGACGCAGCACAGAAGGCACGUUCUCCACCCCCGUCCAUCCCUGUGCCCGCAACCCCUACUACUCCUGCCCCUACUAUCCCUGCAACCUCCACAACGGCAGCAUCAGCGAAGAAGAACAAGAGGAAGAAGGGCAAGGGAAAGCAGGUGGACCACAGCCCCGCAUCGCAUCCCUCGCAUACACACGGCGACUUUGACUUUGACGAUGGCGAUGGAGAACACGAGCACCUCGAGGUCGAGGAGUCGGAGAGCGAGCUGGACCUGCGCUACCCCGAGGACGCGACGUCACCCGGUUCGCGGCUCUCGCCGACGCUCGAGUCUGUGCAUAUCACCACGACUGCGCACCUGUCUGCCUCGGCGGCGGCGGCUGCGCGCUCGGGGCACAACAAUCCGGCGAGCCAGAUGCAGAACGAGCUGCUGGCGACGGCGAAUGAUCUGUACCGCAACAUCGAGAUCCAGCAUUCGCAUCAUCACCAUCACCAUCAUGUCAAUGUCAGUGGAACGCAUGGGCGGACAGCGGGUGCCCGUGUCCAGGGGCCGCUGCCGCCCCCGCCGAGUACGGCGAAGGGAGUGGCGGGUCAUGGGGUGGGGGUGACGGAUGAUGAGUACUGGGCGUCGUUUCCGCCGCAUAUCAAGAACUUCGCGCAGACUAUGUACAACAUCGCACAGCAGAUGGUCCAGUCGGACGCGCUGCUCAAGAACGGCACGCACGGCGGCAAGGGUGUGCCCGGCUACCCACCGGGUGCAUAUCCUCCUCUCCCAUUUGAUCCCUCGAUCUUCUCGGACCCGGCGUUCACCCUCUCGGUCGAGCAGGCGGCGGCGGCGGCGUUAGGGACGACUCCUCCCCCGCCGGGACAUCCCCCUCGUGGGCCGUUGCCGCCGACGAACGUGGUGAUGCUGGACGAGUACGGCGGGGAGGAGGCUGAGUAUCCCGAGGAUGAGUAUUUUACGGAGGAGGAGCUAGUGGACGGGGUGUAUGACGAUGAACGGCUGGAGGACGACGGGCGGCAGCACGGGGCGCGCCCGCCGCACCAUGGGUCUGUGUCGUAUCCGGCGUCGUUGGCGGGAUCGCUGCAGGAUGCGGUGGCGCAGGUGGUGCUAAGCUACGGGGAGUCGAUUGCGCGGGGGUCGCCGCCGCCUAUGGGUGUUCCGGUGCCGUCGCAGGGGUUAGGUAGUAAUAAGUCGCCGAACGGGACGGCGGGCGUCGGGGCCGGGGUGCCUCUGUCGCCGCCGGGGGAGGGGAUUGGUAAAAAGAAAAAGAAGAAAGACAGGAAGCGCGAGGCCGCUGCUGCCGCUGCUGCCGUUGCCGCCGCCGCCACGGCGGUAGGGGCGGGCGGAGGGGCGGGUGGCACGCCGGUUUCUCCGGUGACUCCGGUGUUGCCGAGCACGGCACCUGCCAGAAAUGGACAGCGAACAGCGCCGAUACCGGAGCCGGAGGCCGAAACGGGAGCCACCCAUCCCACGGGGACGGGCGAUUUGACAAAGCGUCCUCCUCCCACCGCCAACGCUCCCGCCAACGCCAACAAUAUGGCAAAUGCAAGGACACAGCCUAAAGAAAACGCUCAGGCCCAUCCCCAGCCUCCACCGCCAUCCUCGCGUGCAGCGGGCAAACAGCCCAUGUCCUAUGCCCAGCAGAAUCCGACACCACCGGCAGCAACCAACGCCAACGGCCAGCAGCCACCCAGGACCGCACGCGCCGCAUCCAAGGCCCCGAUGCCUGCUCACGCCUAUGGCCAUAAUCAUUCACAUCAUCAUCCAUCGCCACCAUCGUCCAAUGCAUCCGUCCCUCACAAAUCACGCCCACCCGCAUCAGCCGGGAGCACAAAGGGCACGCAGAGCAACUCCAAGAUCUGGAGCACGAGCACGACAGAGGAGCGCGAACGGAUCAAGGAGUUCUGGCUCGGCCUUGGCGAGGACGACCGGCGCGCGCUCGUCAAGAUCGAGAAGGACACCGUGCUGAAGAAGAUGAAGGAGCAGCAAAAGCACAGCUGCAGCUGCGCCGUCUGCGGCAGGAAGCGACAUGCGAUCGAAGAAGAACUUGAGCGCUACGUAUCAUCCGGUGGCACCAUCCCCCCACCGCCGGGUCCAGGGCCGUUCCCCGGGAGCGUCGAGCUCGACAAAAAUGGCGCUGUCAUCGGACAUCCGCACGGAGGUGGCGGUGGUGGUGGUGGCGGCGGCGGCAAGCAGCCGUCGCAUCAUCCGCCGCCGCGGGGGCCGAACGGGCGGACGACCACGACGACCGCGACGACGAAUGCGACCAAUCCGGCGGCGCUCGUCAACGGUCGCAGGCCGCCCAAGGUGCCGCAGCAGGAGAGCGAGUUCGAUGAUGACGAGGGGGAUGAGGAGGAGUAUGAUGAUGAAGAGGAGUAUGAGGAGGAGGAGGAAGAGGAAGAAGAGGAGGAGGAGGAGGAUGCUGUGGAUGAGGAGGAGGACGAGC